Messenger RNA from Malaya genurostris, 3247 nucleotides. RefSeq lists its product as uncharacterized. The record is from RefSeq and is a predicted model, not a curated record. The transcript is spliced from 2 exons. Bases 1297 to 2805 code for a protein of 502 amino acids. NCBI's taxonomy places the organism in Eukaryota, Metazoa, Arthropoda, Insecta, Diptera, Culicidae.
GCCUAAAAUUUCUGCUUUUUUUGACUUUGAAACUUCACAAAACAUUCUUGAAAUGUUUCAAUAUAACAAAAUACAAAAGAAAAUAUAUGAUUUUUUGAAUAUUUUAGACCCUAUGGGGUCGCUAGAGUAAUAAAUUGUUUCCUCCGAUUUUAUAGAUAAAAAUUUUAAGCAGGUUUUGAAAGUCCGUGUCCAUCGUCAUUCAAAAACUACUGUCCCAUUUUUUUUUCAAAUUCUGCACACACUUUCUACAUGUAAAAUAUCAUACUCAAACGUUUUCAUUUUCGCUGUUUGGGGAGGUUUUACAGCUACACAAUGGCGGAUUUUUUCGUGUAAAACGGUAGUUUUAACUUUACACAACCACCAAUAAUUAACUUCUGAUUAGUCUGCGCUGGGAUACAGUAGACACUGCAAAUCAUGAUUUUUAAGAAGCAUUCUCAAAAAUACCUUUUCACCGACUACUUUCUCGAUAUUUUUUCACGAAAAAAUACAAAAUGUAAAACGUUUGAAUUUAUUUUGUUGAAUGAUAGUUUUGAAAAAAAAAAACCUGAUCCCUUACCCUACCCCUACCCUUAAUGCAUUCUCGGUAGCCUCCUACCCAGAGCAAUAAACACAUGAUAAUAUUAUUAGGGCAUUUACUAACGAGCUAUUCCUGUGAUGAAUGUGGGAAACGGCCCUUUUCCGUGCCAUCAAAAUAAGAAAAUAUGUGAAUCACGACAAGAAAUUCUCCUUGUAAAUUUAAAGCAAAAACGUACACACUAACUAUAACCAUUGUUGUGUUGUUCUAAGUUCAUAGUUAGAACAAUCACAAUCAUUUUAUUAUUUAUGCGAAUAUAUUGCACAGGACAAUCGACAACUCACUCUAGCUAAGGCUUUUAAUAUACAAUAAAACUAAUAUACUUAAUAAUACUAAUGAUACAGUACUUAAGGCCCUAUCCGAUUAGCAGAAAAAAGACUCGAAACAGGCUUUCGCUUUUAAUGAAAACUACGGUAAAAUGUUAUGAUCUGUGUUAGCGAGGAAAAACCAUUUUAUUUCAUAAAUGGGAAUCACUAUCAGAUUGUAUCAGUUUUUUGUUUGUGUUGUCGUUACAUUAGAGAAGAUAAACAAUCGAAUUUCAUGGAAAUUGCAUUCGUCAAGAAUUUGGCCGAUUGCUAUCGACGUAAAUGAGAUUCGCUUACGAUAAGAUACCGAAAUCAUGGUAUUAUCGUAGAUUAAGAUUUGAGAAGUUACUUCGCGCAGCAGUCAGAUUUCAGUCGUGUGAUAACCGUGCCAUUUGUCAGUAAGCUUCUGGUUGAACGAUGUCUGAAAUAAGUCCAACUCCCAUAAUGGCGAUGGAGCCUACUUCGAUGGUUUCAUCGGAAGUUCAUCAGCCGGAGUGGGAUACUCCGGAUGCUACUAGUGGUUCAUUUGAACUCGUCCAUCACAGUAACGUUCCAUCGGCUACGGGAUCAUUCGUACUAACCGAAGAAGCACCGAUUGUCAGCACGGAACACGGGGAUGGGUCCUUUGUGCUGAAGGAAGAGGUUCCGAUCGUAACGAACACCGGAAACGAUGGAUCUUUCGUACUGAAAGAGGAAGUUCCAAUUGUGAAUACGAACUAUACGGUAGUCCCCGCUUUUGUCGAAGAAUGUGUAGCUAGCAUUGCUCCUCAAGAAGGAUUCACUCCUGACGAAUUUGCGGUAGUGCUUGACAGGAAUUCGGAUUGCGCCGGAUUGAUUGGCGAAAUUCAUAAAGCUACCAUACUGGAAGGAAGUCGAGAGUUGCAUUUACUCUGCAAGAUUCCUCCUCUGGAUCCAGUUCGGAGAUUGCAGUUCAACUCUGUCAAUCUAUUCGCAAGGGAAAUUGAUUUAUAUGCCAACCUGCUACCGACUAUGUUCGAAUUUCAACGGCAAAAAGGCGUAACUGAGGAUCUGAACACUGGAUUUUUCAAUGUUCCGAGGUGUUUUCUGACCCGUUUUGAUGCAGGUGGCGAAGAAGCAUUGAUUUUGAUGGAAGACUUACGCGACCGAGAUUUUGCCAUGUGGAACAAGCUGGAGUCAAUCAACUAUGAACAUGCUCGGCUCCUGAUGAUUCAGUUGGGACGAUUCCAUGCUCUGUCAUUUGCGAUGAAGGACCAGCGACCAGAUUUAUUCGAGGCUUGCAAAGUUCCUGAUGAAAUGCUGCCGGCAAUGCGUGAGAACGAACAGUUGAUGGGAAUGUUUGCAACUGCUUUGGACGCUGCAAUUUCGAUUCUAGAUACGGCAGAUGAAAAAGCUUGCUGGAAAAUGAACGGACUAAGGAACGAUUUCUUCGGUGUUCUACAGUCAUGUUUGGAUGUAGAACGGGCAGAACCGUAUGCUGUGCUGAAUCAUGGCGAUUGUUGGGUUAAUAAUCUUCUGUUCCGGUACCAGGAUGGCGUUCCUGGAGAGGUGGUUCUUUUAGACUGGCAACUGGCACGCUAUGGAUCACCGGCACUGGAUUUGCUAUACUUUUUGUUCUGCUGUACCGAUUCAAGCUUUCGCGAAAAGCACUACGAUGAAAUGGUUCGAAUCUACCACACAGCUUUGAAGGACCUGCUAGAGGAACUGGGAAGUGAAGCAGUUGAUGUAUUUCCAUUCACGGCAUUAUUGAGACAGUUGAAAACGUUCGGAAAGUUCGCAAUCAUUUUGACGGCAGUGGAUGUUCCAAUUCUUUGCACCGAUCCUACCGAUGUUCAAAGCCAUGGCGAUGCAGCGGUUGCGUUUACUGCUUCUGCGGACGCCCAGCAGCGGUACGCUGACCGCAUGGGUGGAGUGAUAAGGGAUGCGAUAAAGUAUGGAUAUUUGUAGACAGUCGAUACCGGAUGAAGCAUAAUUAAACAGCUAUCUUAUCAAUCGAAGGUUUAGGAUUUUAAAUAUUUUUCGACGAACAAAAUAUUAUGUAAUAAAUUGUCAAACAAAAAAAAACUGAACUCCAUUAGUUUCAGAAAGCGAAAGGUUUACAAAACAGAAAGAAUAUGAAUAUAUUCUCAGCGGAAGAUGUUUCAUAAUUUAAAUUAUUAAUUUAAAAGUAUUCGCUAGUAUUUUGACAGCAAAGGGAUUCAAUGACGAAAUAACUUCUACUCUUUUUUCAAACACCACAUUUGGUGUUUUUCUUGUAGGAAAUGAAAUGUUGGUCAUGCAGACUAAACAACAGAUCGCUUAGAGAUGGUCGGGAAAACAUUCUUUCAAACUCGAACCCGAUUUGUACCCGAUCGAAAAUAAAAAAACUUUUACCAGUACCCGAGAAUAA